GGUGUAAAGGGGAUGUAAAAGUGGCUUUACACCCUCGAAUUUACACCCUCCCACUGUGGAUGCUCUUAGGAUUUUAUUGUCGAAUAACAUAGCAAAAAGGCUGCGAGAAGCGUAAAACUUGAGAAAUCGAAAACCUAGCCUAGGGCUUUUGGGUGGAUAUCCAAUCCAUUAGCUAGCAUAGCAGCAAGUGGUGUAUGGAGGCAACCGACAGCGGCGGCGGCGGCAUGGAAGAUCUGACGGGACCAUUAAGGUCGAAUGAUGAGAGGUCCUUAUAUAUAUGUUCCAUGGUUUUGAAUAAUGUGGGUGUUUCUUACGCUAUCCAUUCCAUCAAAUUGAGUGAUUUGUUUUCGUCAUCAUGCUCCUGCAGCUUUGAUCCCGAUCUUCCUACCAAUCCUAAACCUAAUCCUAAUCCUGCUGCUAUUGGUUAUCCCGAUCUUCCUCUUAAUCCUACUACUAUUGGUGGUGAUGGUGAUAGAAGCAAAUGCCCAUGCCUGUCGUCCCUCAAAGCCCCCGAUGAGGAGGAUUGCUGUGAAUUAAACCAUCCGGAUGAUACACCGACCAGAACCGAAUGCGCGGCUUGCUCCAAGGGCAAUAGUGAAUUAUGCCAUCGGGCUUCUCUCACCGGCGAGUUUCUUCCCGCCGAAAUGGGUUGCGGUGUCUUUGGAUCUCAAAUUGUUUUCGCCGGAGGCUUUAAAUCCCACAUCACAAAAUUGGUCGGUCCCCAUAAGUGGCGAUUCGGACCAGACGCGAGUAGAGCUACAUAUGGAUUUGAGACUCGGGAUCCGAAUCCCACAAUUGAAAUGAGUGGCAGAGAGCGUAUGUUUGGGAAAAUGUUUGGAAAAGGGAUCUGUGAUCCCCUGCUGGUGGAGGUUUCGGGGAAACUCUAUGCUCUCGCCCGUCAGACGGAUUUCUUUCUUGAUAGUACGCCUUCAUACUUCCAGGUAUUCGACCCCAACUUUAAGAAAUGGUCUCCGCUUCCUGCACCUCCAAUUCUUGAAAAGGGACGCAUCAUGCGCCCCUCUUUUGCAAUCAUGGGUAAUUUUAUCCUUAUGUCGACUCCCAGCAUCCCUGUGGUUCAUGGUUUUGACACCGAGAAUGACGCAGGAUGGAUAGAAAUUGGUACCCCUAGGUUUUUCGAUGGUCGUAGUCUCCCCUUUAAAGGAAAAGCUUUGGCCGUGGCGGAUAACAAUGGCUAUUUCUUGUUCACAUUUGGAAAAACGAUUAUUGUCCACUUCAUCGGGGCUGAUCAUGGUCAAGUUAUCAAAGAACUGCCGCUGCCGCAAGAUAUGCCUGUUGAAUUUCGUAAAUCAGAACUUCAUCACAGUUUUAUCCAAGUAGAAGGUCACAAAGUCUGCUUGGUUUUGACCUUAUAUACGACUGAGAAGUUCCGGGGUAUGGUCUUAACCUUUGAAUUCUCACCGCGGGACGUCAAACAUGUGCAUACUCGCUAUUUUAGUUGCGAUAUCACAUGGUCCACCAUGAUUGGUGCCUUUGUUCUGUAAAUUGUCAAGAGAAGAUUCAUGCUACGAGGAGAGGACCUUGCAAGCUAGUUAUAAGUGUUGUCUUAGCUUAUUUAAGAUAAGAUUUUUGUCUUUGGUAAUGGCAAGAAAACGUAACUUAUUUAGAUAUGAUUUUUGAUUGCAAUCACAACUCAAGCAUGGAUUGUUUUUUGUAGAAACCUUUUCAGUUUCAUUCUCUAUGGCCUGGCCACCACUGCAAUCAAAUUAUUACUCUUAUAAAACUUAAGCAACCAA
Molecule: messenger RNA, 1754 nt
Organism: Prunus avium (sweet cherry)
Lineage: Eukaryota; Viridiplantae; Streptophyta; Magnoliopsida; Rosales; Rosaceae
Source: RefSeq, a predicted model, not a curated record